UCUACUCAGCCCGUUUUACCGUAUUAAAUGGAGUUUUUCUUUCAGGAUUUUAACGACCCCUACCACGUUUUCCACGAGGGUGGCGACCGAGCCUUUGACCUAAAGCCUCAUCCGGCUACAGACCCAACACGCAACCAACCAGCUCCAAGACCAAGUAACGGAAACUUUUUUCCCAAUUUAAACCAUCUAGGUAUCAAAAAAGACAAUGAGUACGCCAAUAAGUUAACAAAACCUCUGAUCACCGGUCAGGGACAGCCAGGCGAAGAAGAAAACUUUGAUGGUGGUGAAGUAGAUGAUAAAGACAGUAGAUCCUGGUCUAGUGAAAGCAGGGAAAGUGGCAGCAGAUCUGGAGAAAGUGGGAGCAGAUCUGGUGAGAGUGGCAGUUGGUCCGGAGAAGACAGCGGCGAAGACAUUCCAUCUGAACAUGGUUACCAUGGAAACCCUCCAAACAAACAUAACUCUCGAGAGCAAAAAGGUCCUGGAUUACCUCUAAAUAGAAAUACUGAAGUAAAGGACCAGAAUAAUGAUAUCAAAAAGAAUUUCGAUCAAAUUUUAAGUGAUUUACACAAAAUUUUCGUUAGAAACAACGCAUCUGUUAUUAUCCCGGAUAACAAUCCAAAUUUAGUUGGGAACAAAGAUGCCAUCGCUGGAGGUAAUAAUGAUACGAAGAAAGCAAAUAUGAUAAGUGUUUUGGAAGGAUUAUUCACUAACAUUAUUAGAAAUACUAUCAUUGUUAAUAAUAAUGUUCCAGUUGUACAGAAUCCAGGUACUUCCAAUCCGAAUGUACCGCAGAGGUUACACGAUCCUGUUGAUACAACUACAAACUCUAAUACAGAUCUUACUUCACUAAAAGACACUACGGAUAAUCCUAAAAGUAAACCUGAUAUCAGUACACCAGACGCUGGUAAAGAUUCAAAGAAUUUUGGUGUUCCCGAUGAAGUUACUACGUUUAACAAAAGCAAACUACCUAAUAUAGAUGGAGAAUUGAAUAAGAAUAAAACAUUAGAUGAUAAGUCACCAAGCUCAACUGAGAAACCUAAUAAAAAUGAAACUAACAUUGAUGAUGAGAAGAAACUCAAUUCAACUGAUAAGGGUGAUGAGAAAGCAAGUGAUGAUUCUAAGAAAUCUGGUAAUGUUACUGGAAUGCCUGUAGAUGGACUUAAAGAUAAUGAGGGUAGUGGAAGUGAUAAGGACAACAUUGAUACUAGCAGAAAGAAUAAAAACUUCGAUCAAAUUGUAGAUCUGAUAAAUAAUGACAAAUUUUGGAAGUUCAUGGGCGACUUGAGUGCCAAAUAUCUAGAAACAGUUAUUGAGCGCACACAAAAACUUAUGAAUGACGAAAUUAAAGCACAAAUUGAUAAAUACUUUAAAGAACAUAAAUCUGAAGUUAAUAAAGAUAUACAACCUAAAAAAGAUGAAGCGACCAAUACAGAACCAGAAAAGGCUAACAAUGUUGUAGAAAAAACAAAUGAAGCAAAUACAACGGAGAAUCCAGUAACAAGCCUAGACGAUUCUAAAGAUAAGAAAGCUAAAGAUACAGAAAACUCUAAACAAUCAGACGCAAAGAAAGAUAAAGCAAAAGAAACUAACAAAAAAGAUAUAGUAAACGUUAAAUCUCAUACAAUCUACGGCAACGCAGUAGGCAACGAUAAAGUUACAAAUAUCUACGUAUUCUACGCAUCGAAGAAUCUUGACGCUAUUAUAAAACAUAUAAAAGAUCUUGUCAAUGGUAAUAGUACUAAUAUAUUUAGUUUCGAACAUGGACAUAAAGUUGAAGAUAAACAUACUAAUGAGGAACAUAAUCAUGGAACAGAUAAUACAGGAACAGUUACUGAAGCUAAUAUUGAACCUGUUACUAAUAAUACUAAUACUCCUGACGCCACAACAACAGAUGUAGGUAUUAAAGCUAAUAAAGAUGAAGUUACUACGGAAAGCAGUAACAGUGGUAAUGUUACUGAGAAAGCAGGAAAUGACGUCACUAGUAAACCCUCAGCUACGUUAAAUAAUGUGACAACUGAAGCUGUAACUUCUAAUAAUUCUACUGAAAAACCUGGUAAUAAUUCAGUUAAUGAUAGUAAACCUGACGCAGGAAAGGAUGAUAAAAAGACAGACGGCAAUGCUAAUAGUACUACUACGGAACCUAGUAAAGCCAAUGAAAGUGUAAAUGGUACCCAAUCUCCAAAUACAACUGUUUCUUCAGAAAAAGACAAGAAAAAUGCAACAGAUACAGUUGAAUCUAGCACAGAAAAAGGAGGCACGGACCCUGCUCAAGUAGAUGCUACAACAAGCAAACCUAAUGUAACUGAAAAUAAAGCUGAAAAUGCAACAGCAGCUGUUGAACCCGCUAAAAACUUAACGGAAUCUGGAAAUGAUACGAAAGUUACUCCUGAAAAAGAUUUAGCUGGAAAUAAAACAGCUGAUAGCAAUGCCGAGGCAAAUAAUAAGACAGCGCCAUUAGCGUCUAAUUCUACGUCAACAGAUAUAAAACCAGGAAAUGCUACUGAUUUAGUAGAAACACCUAAAAAUGCUACCGUAGACAUUAAAAAUGACGCCGAAAAGAAUAAUGGAACUGGUUUACCAGCGGAAGGAAAUCAAGACAAAGCUUCCGAUGAACAUAAGGAUUCAAAAGAUAAUGCUGGAGACAAAAAAGAUACUGUUGAAGUGAAAGAUAAAAAAGAAUCUUCCGGAAACGAAGGUACAACAGAGACAUCUGUCAAUAAAGACUUUUCUUCAAAGAAACCGGAUGAGACAUCUACCGAGAAAAGUAGUUCAUAA
Trichoplusia ni (cabbage looper) is the source of this 2775-nucleotide messenger RNA. RefSeq names its product dentin sialophosphoprotein-like. The transcript is spliced from 5 exons. The coding region runs from base 28 to 2775 and encodes 915 amino acids. NCBI's taxonomy places the organism in Eukaryota, Metazoa, Arthropoda, Insecta, Lepidoptera, Noctuidae. The record is from RefSeq and is a predicted model, not a curated record.